AUGGGUAACACGCUUGAGCGCCAUCCAUUUUCAGGGCUAGUUCAUUCGGCCCAUGAACUAACACCUUUUGUGGUGUCUGAUGAGCGUGCAUUCCGGCACCUUAACCUCGCGUUCGGUUCAUCCCGCAUCGCCAGUUCUGCUUACCAAAAAUGGCCCACUAAUAGCGCUUCAUUCUAA
Molecule: messenger RNA, 177 nt
Organism: Aspergillus steynii IBT 23096
Lineage: Eukaryota; Fungi; Ascomycota; Eurotiomycetes; Eurotiales; Aspergillaceae
Exons: 2
Coding region: 1-177 (58 amino acids)
Source: RefSeq, a predicted model, not a curated record